GAUUCAAUGUUUACAACUUUCACUUUCGGUUGUGACAGCGUGCAAAUAACAAUACUUGACGACAUUACGCUUUUCAUCUGUACGUGUAAAUUUGAAAUGCUGUGCUAAGAGAAUGUUGUGUAGAGCAAAAUGUAUGUAUUUAUUGACAGUGAGAAUCGGUUCUGGUCUGAAAACAUCCCAUGUAACGCGAAGCAUUCGCUAUUUCAGUGGAAAUAAAAACAGUGUCGAUUUGUUUAGCGGUCACUUUCGAACACAAAAACAAAGCAUUAUUAACAACAGCAUUCCUGGGUUUACAGGAAUUCAGCGUCAUUUCUCAUUGUCUACUUGUUACAAGUGCAAAAAGCCUGCUGAAGGAGUUCAAGACAAACCCAACAAGGCUGAGAACAUUCUGACGGUUCCAAAUCUGCUAACGACGUGUAGAAUUAUUUCUGCUCCGUUUUUGGGGUAUAUGAUCACACACGGUCAUUAUGAGAUGGCUCUAGGUUUAUUCAUUGUAGCAGGCAUUACUGACGUGCUUGAUGGGUACAUUGCCAGGAAUUUUGAGGGUCAGAUGUCUAGCUUCGGUACAUUUUUGGAUCCACUGGCAGACAAGGUGAUGAUGACAGUGAUGUAUGUUACACUUUCCAUGGCCAACAUUGUACCAGUUGCUCUGACUGCUUCAGUGGUUGGCCGGGAUGUGCUACUAGUAGCAGCCGGAAUUUAUAUCAAAUAUAUCUCCCUUAAACCUCCAAUAACUGUACGGAAUUUCUUUGAUUUUACCAAUGCAAGUGCCACACUUCAUCCCUCAACACUAAGCAAGUACAACACCUUUCUACAGCUGGUGCUGGUUGUUUCAGCCUUGACAGCACAAAUAAUGGGAUGGGAAGAUCACCUACUGCUUCAAGCUUUAUAUCUGAUGACAGGCUGUACAACAGUUGGAUCUGGCCUACAGUACAUGUGGAAUUCAAAAGCAUAUUUUAAAAUAAAACCAAACUAAGAA
Ostrea edulis (European flat oyster) is the source of this 979-nucleotide messenger RNA. RefSeq names its product probable cardiolipin synthase (CMP-forming). The record is from RefSeq and is a predicted model, not a curated record. NCBI's taxonomy places the organism in Eukaryota, Metazoa, Mollusca, Bivalvia, Ostreida, Ostreidae. Bases 113 to 976 code for a protein of 287 amino acids. Gene Ontology annotation, biological process: cardiolipin biosynthetic process. Gene Ontology annotation, cellular component: mitochondrion; membrane. Gene Ontology annotation, molecular function: cardiolipin synthase activity. The transcript is spliced from 7 exons.